AUAAAACUUAACCAUUGUUGGUUCGUUCUUUCUUGCGAGCGAAUGCGAUUAUCUUGUUCGUUUGGCGAUUUUAAAAAAAUAAUGUUUUCUUUCAUUUUUAAAAAGAAGAGUUUUAAGAAUUGGAGGCUAUUAUGCCGUGGAACAAAAGUUCACCCAAUGGAAGGCGAUAUAGACAAUUCGGCCCAUACUGUGGGAAAGGAAGAGUGCAGGAUUGCAGAUCUUCCAGUGGUCUUAUCAGGCGGUGACACUAUGACCCCUCCGCUAGAUCGAAGCUUGAGUGUAAGCUUGCUGUCGCCUACAGCAGAUAACAUGUUUGACACAGAUUCCCAUAAAUUGAAUUCCGCCGAAAUGACAAAAAUGCACGACCUAUCGCGUUGGUGGGAUAUGCACAACACGCUGCAAACCGAACGCUUUCCAAAUGUUCGGCCAUGCAUUUCAUUUUUAGGCGAAUUAUGUGAUAAACCGUGCAUGGACAGCAUGUAUUUCUCGAUAUGGAAAACAACUUGGUUCUCUGAACAGCUGACGAAUGACAACGUUUUCAUUCUACACCAAACAGAGAAUCCGGACGAGACGCCUAUAGAAAAGUUGAGGCGGUUGACGAGGUUCCUGAUGAAGUUUUCAAUUUAUCGGUUUCCUGAACAAAAUCAAAAUGAAACGAUUGAACAAACAAUAAGUAGAAUUCUCAUCUCUGCCCAAAAGCAAGAGAUUCUUAUUCCUUCCUCAAAUGAUACAAUCGAUAAAUACACUUUGAGCACCACACGUUUAGUCGUCGUGGAUAACAAAGUAAAAGUAGAGGAGGUGGAGAAAAAAGGGAAGAAAAAGUCUAAAUCUCGACGUUGGUGGAAUGUAUUUUGCUGCAGUCGUGAUUAAGUUCCCAUAGCAGCUUCUUUCUUCCCAGACAGAUUCGUAACGUAUUUCAAUCUAAUAUAUGGUACUUAAUGUUUUGAACUAUUUAUCGUAUUAUUACAAAAAGGUCGUGAUACAAUUUCAGUACUAACAUCCGAAACUGCUGAGUGUUAUUCUACCACUCGAUUUUGUAACGAAAGGACACCAUUUAACCACAGUUAAAAACGUCGUUUCUCACACCUAUUACAAGAAAAUUUCUCCGAAGGCAUCAAAUCUCGUCAACACAAUAGUAAAAGAUAAAUAAACCCUGUUAGUUAAACCGUAAAAUCUUCACCAAAUCCUGUAACGUUUAGGUAAAGUUUCGUGAAUUUCGGUUACUCUGCCGCAAAAAGUUCACCAAAUCCUGUUCGAAACUGCAAAAAUUUUGACAAAUCUGUAAUAUCUGCAUAAACAUUUCAUGAAAUUUUCUAACGCCUCUGCAAAAAUUUAAUGAAAUUCUGUGAUGCUCCAUAAAUAGUUUCAUCAAAUCUUACACAGCCUUAGAAAAACUAUCAUCAAAACUUGUAACGUUUCAUCAAAUUCUCCAACGUCUCCGAAAAAAUUUUACCGAAUCCUGUAUUACUGUACUUGAAUAAAAGUUUUCUGACCUCCUGUAACGCCUCCGUAAGAAAUUUUUAUCAAAUCCAGUAAUAUCUCCAUAAUAGUUUCAUCAAAUCCUGCAAUGCCUUCGUAACAGUUCAUCAAUUCCUGCAACGCCUCCAAAACAGUUCAUCAAUUCCUGCAAAGCCUCCAAAACAGUUCGUCAAUUUCUGC
Centruroides sculpturatus (bark scorpion) is the source of this 1659-nucleotide messenger RNA. RefSeq lists its product as uncharacterized. The coding region runs from base 43 to 870 and encodes 275 amino acids. The record is from RefSeq and is a predicted model, not a curated record. NCBI's taxonomy places the organism in Eukaryota, Metazoa, Arthropoda, Arachnida, Scorpiones, Buthidae. The transcript has 2 exons.